Amblyraja radiata (thorny skate) is the source of this 3267-nucleotide messenger RNA. RefSeq names its product transmembrane protein 8B (gene tmem8b). NCBI's taxonomy places the organism in Eukaryota, Metazoa, Chordata, Chondrichthyes, Rajiformes, Rajidae. Gene Ontology annotation, cellular component: membrane. The record is from RefSeq and is a predicted model, not a curated record. The transcript has 13 exons. The coding region runs from base 182 to 2599 and encodes 805 amino acids.
CGCUCUCAGGCAGCGCUUGGCAGAGUCUUGGCGUGGAGUGUGUCAUUGUGGAGCCAGAGAUAGAGAGAGAGACAGCGGAGCGGCAGACAGGCACCGUCCGCCCUCUACAGCCCGGGACCCGGCUCUCCCGCUUCUCCGCCUCUCCACAACCUCUCCCAGGCGCGGCACAGACCGCCCAGAGAUGACGGCCGGGGGCCGGCGCUCCCCGCGGCCGCUGCUGCUUCUCCUCGCCGCCUGUCUGCAGCCGCUGAGCGACUGCCUGUUCGUUACCGAUUACUUCACCAGGACGCCCCGCAAGCUCAACGCCUUUACUUCCUUCACUAGCGCCGAGCUCUUCCAUUUCCACGUGCCCGAGGACACGGUGGUGGCCAUCUGGAACCUGAUCACCUUCAAGGAGCAGGGAGGAAGCUUCGGAGAUUCGUGCCCGGAUCGAGACAUCACUGUGUACUUCAGGCCGGGGGCACCGCCCGUCAUCAACCCCCUCCACACCCGCUUCCCCGGCGACACCGUGGUGCCGGGCUCCUUCGCCGUCACCCUGACCUGGAGUUUGCCAAACCGCACCACCGGCGCCUUUAACAUCACCAGCCCGCUGCCCGGCGACUGGUUCCUCGCCGCGCACCUGCCCAAGGACACGGGCAAGAUUUCUGUCAAGGGCCUCUAUGAGGAAUGCCAAUACCUGUUCCAGCCCCAGCUCAUCGUCCAGAGGUUGGUCGGCAUUCCCGUGCUCUUUCCCGGGUACCUGAUGGAUCAGGUGAUCCCGGCCCACAACAAGUCGUCCCUUUACAAGGUCUUCGUCCCCAGUUACACCUCUCGGGUGACGGUACGACUCUCGGAGUGCAGCUGCAGCAACGCCACUCUGCGUGGGUGCCCAGUGCUGCUGAAGCUCAGGGCCAAGGCGCCGCCGCUGCACAACUCCAGCCGUGUCGACUGCGCGGGACUGCGCGGCUGCCAGCUGCAGCAAGCCGCCCCCUUCUGGCAGCAGUGGUACUACAUCCUGGUGGAGCGCACCGUCCGCGAUGUCACCAUCUCCUUCCAGGUCGGGGUUCAUAUCCAAGAAUGUUCCAAGCCGGCCUCUUCCGGAAGUGUCGAGGCCGAGAUCACUCCGGCGCUGAACAUGCCCCAGUCGUUCGGGGCCCCCGGGAGCCCGUCCAUCCUGGAUGCGCUGCCCGUGGUCGGCCUCUCGCCCCGGCAGCUCAACGUGUCGGGGCCGGGCGGGGCGGGGGGUGGGGGCGAGGGCGCGGCCGGGGAGCGGUGCUGGCCCGUGCGCCCCACGCUACGGAACGAGCUGGACACCUUCUCCGUCCAUUUCUACAUCUUCUUCGGCCCCAACAUCUCGGUGCCGCCCAGCGGACAGGCCGUGUUCGCCAUCAACCUCAUGCCCGUGCUCGACAGUGGAGGAGUCCUCAACAUGGAGCUCAAACUCAACACGUCAUCGUUGAAGGGGGAGAAUGCGACUGUGGUUGGCUGCCUGAACCAUGGCGUGCCCAUGACCUCUUCCAAUAACACGUCGACCAGCUGUAAAUCAGAAAGGUCGGCAGGGUUUGCUUUGCUGGUCAACUCCAGCGCAAACAUCACCAGAUUGCACAUACCCUACCCACAGACCGGAACCUGGUACAUCAGUCUCCGUACCCUCUGUGAUGUUGGCCAUGGGUUUGAGGAGUGCAGCAACGUGACGGCGGAGGUUUACCUGCGGAUGUUCACGACGCCCUGCAUCAACGAGUGCGGCACCUAUGGCCAGUGCAAGCUGCUGCGCACCAACAACUACCUCUAUGCUGCCUGCGAGUGUAAAGCAGGAUGGGACGGGUGGGGCUGCACGGACAACAUGGAGGCGUACUCCUACAGCUUCCAGCUCCUCUCCACCCUGCUGCUGUGCCUCAGCAACCUGAUGUUCGUGCCGCCCGUCGCCAUCGCCAUCCGCGGCAACUACCUGCUGGAGGCCUCCGUCUACAUCUUCACCAUGUUCUUCUCCACGUUCUACCACGCCUGUGACCAGCCGGGCAUCGUGGUGUUCUGUAUCAUGGACUACGAUGUGUUGCAGUUCUGUGACUUCCUCGGCUCCCUCAUGUCCGUCUGGGUCACCGUCAUCGCCAUGGCCCGGCUCCAGCCCGUGCUCAAGCAGAUCCUCUACCUCCUGGGCGCCAUGUUGCUGUCGAUGGCUCUGCAGUUGGACCGGCAUGGAUUGUGGAAUUUGUUGGGACCAAGCCUGUUUGCUCUCGGAGUCAUGGCCAUCGCUUGGACGGUGAGGGCGAUCAGUAGACGCCACUGUUACCCGCCCACCUGGAAGCGCUGGGUCUUCUACCUGUUCCCGGGCACCGUCAUCGCCACCUCGGCCGUGGCGCUCUACGCCUUCGUGGAGACGGAGGGCAACUACUUCUACAUCCACAGCAUCUGGCACAUGCUGAUCGCGGGCAGCGUGGGCUUCCUGCUGCCCCCCAGCACCGGGUCCCAGCGCGGGGGAGUGGGGGCGCCGAGAGCCGCCGGGGCCGUGCCGCUGCCGAAGAAGAGGAGCUGCGGCUACCGGCUGUGCAUCAACGAGCAUGAGGAGAUGGGUCUGGUCGACCCGGGACUGGUGUCGGUCAACAGCGUCUGCAGCAGCUGAUGUCUCCGCGGCCGGGAGAGGCCAUUUCCUCAGGCGGACCCGCGGGAGGAGGAGGAGGAGGAGGGGGGAGAGUAGCGGGAGAAGGGAGAGGAGCGGGCACUCUGUAAAUAACACAAGCCCAGGCCGCCCCUCAACCCGUGAACACGGGACAACUCUUUGCCCUCACACAACCUUCCGUGGACUCAUCCAGGCGUUCGACUUUGCGAGGUCAAACGUAAGGUGGAAGAACACAGUCGAAGCCAAGACCUUCACCAGCGUUGAUGUUGACAUGGAACUUGGGGGGGUCCAAGUCCAUAACUCCCUGAAAGUGGCCACAGACGGCUGUGGAGGCCAGAUCAAUGGAUGUUUUUUAAGGCGAAGAUUGGCAUAUUCUUGAUCAGCAUCAGAGGUUACAGGGAGAAGGCAGGAGAAUGGGGUUGAGAGGGAAAGACAGAUGAGCCAUGAUUGAAUAGCGGAGCAGACCUGAUGGUACCGAAUGGCCUAAUUCUGCUCCUAUAACUUAUGACCUUGGGAACACAAGUGAAUAGAGCGGUAAAGAAGGUGGCCGGUUUGCUUGCCUGCAUCGGCCGUGGUAUUGAGUAUAAGAGUCAAGAAGUCACGACGCAGCUCUGUAGGACUUUGUAGUAUUGUGUGCAGUUCUGGUCGCCCCCACUUCAGGAAGGAUGUGG